Molecule: messenger RNA, 2098 nt
Organism: Strongylocentrotus purpuratus (purple sea urchin)
Lineage: Eukaryota; Metazoa; Echinodermata; Echinoidea; Camarodonta; Strongylocentrotidae
Exons: 2
Coding region: 93-1001 (302 amino acids)
Molecular function (GO): acetyltransferase activity
Source: RefSeq, a predicted model, not a curated record
GGUAGAUUUCCCAAACAAAGUUUGUGCUACGCCGGGAGAGGUCCGUUUAAUCUUGAAGUCAAGACGAAGUGCCUAUCCCAUGCAAAGGACCAAUGGCAUCACUAAACGAGUACAGUAUCACUAGAGAGGAGGCGCAUUGUUUCCUGCGAGAUGCCUUGCAGAUAGAAUCCAUAGACACCAAGCUCAAGACGGACAAAAUCGCUUUCCUGGACGAGCUGAUAAAGGCCAUUUGGCACCACAUCCCGUACCAGACUGUCACAGGUCUCUCGACGCCUCACGGGGAUCGAAGAUUACCUACAGCAACGGACAUCAAGAAAGAUAUCACCUCGAAACUGGGAGGCCUCUGCUAUCAACUCAAUGUCUUCGGUUGGAUGUUGCUUCGCGCUCUCGAGUUCGACGCCCUUCUCGUGGUCGGUGACUGUCGGACGUACAAGAGCAUCCACAUUGUGGUGAUUAUCAACAACGUAACCGAGCAGGGUACCAGGCAUAUUUUCGAUGUCGGGAUGGGUUAUCCAAUCCUUCAGCUGAUCCCGCUUGAUUUCGAGCAGGAAUCGCCUGUAUACUCCGACUCCUACAUGCGAUAUCGAUUCGUGCGUCAAGGAGACCAAGUGCUCAUCUUCCAGCUCAGUGUCGACACCAACCCAUCACAAGUGGCUACCUUUCGAGAAUACAUCCAGGAUGGUUGGAUUUCGUUCAUGUUUAUUCACCUUGACAAACCGGUUAGCGUACCGUUGAGUCCGAUGACGAGAGUCUUCACGGAGGUCGACUUGGGUCUUUAUUUUCUUACCAGUUUGCGUUGCUUGGCCUACCCGAAUGGUCGCAUGGUAUGCAUCCAGGAUUCGAAGCUACUCCUCGAGGACGAAGAGCACCGCGUGCAGGUUUCUCGCUUUACGUCACGUGACGAGAUUGUCGAAGCUUUUGCGCGCUAUUUUCCUCAGAUCCCUGAAGACAUGGUGAAUGCUGCUAUAGACGAUGUUACAAUCGAUUUCAAAAGAAAAUAGAUUGUAUCAUAUUUUUGAUUAAUGUAAUCCUUUUUAGUGAUUGGUCAACAUCAUGUGACCAAACAUGACAUUGCUAGAUGUUACCGCUAAUAAAAAUGUGCUAUACCAUGAAGUCAUCCAUGGUUGGCACUAUACCAUGGAUGACGUCAUAGAUAUGCGAUCGAUCGAUCAAGAUCAAUGUGAUAUCGGUGGCGGUGGCGGUACUGUCGUCUGCGCUGCUCUCACUGCACUCUUCACUACUUCAGUGACAGUAUACAUUAUCUAAGUUUUAUGAAGGUUGGUUUGGAAAAUAUAAAACAAAUAUAUAAUGCACUAUUUCAAGCCACUGGUGAAAUUAUGGAUUCCUCUAUACGACAGGAAAAGCACCUUUUUUUCGGGGCUAUGCCCCUCGGAAAAUAGUGGUAUUCCUGCCACCUCAAUCCAUAAUUUCAACUAGAACCUCUCAGUGCAUGGUAUAUUUGUUACUGCAGAGGCAAGUGACAAUAGAAUCGUUUUGGAAUUAAAUCGAAAAAGUCGACGUAUCUCAAAUCUUGCUUCGAUUACUUGCAUCUUACCAUGCAUUGUAUCUAUAUUUAACAUAACGUAUUGGUUAUUUACUCUUUAUUGUAAAGUUACGAUUAUUUUUUAAGGAAAUAUAUGAGGUCGAAAGAAAUACGACUAAUUCUAGGGAGAUACAAUUGAUUGGAUUGUAAUAUGUUACAGGGCCCAGAUAUUGUACAAACGCCAAUUAGUAAUCCCCGUGUAGAUUGUAGUUGUAUUUGAUGGAAGAAUGGUUACGUCCUUAUACGUUCUUUCUUACUCCUCGUGAAGAAGUAAUAUACAAUAUAUUCUUGUAUCGCUAGUACACAGGCUUAAGCCUUUGAGAACUAUGGUAUAGAACUUAAAGCCUCUCCUGGAUUCGGGCAAGAGGGUCCUAGUGAUACAGAUCAAUUUUACUUGCAGCGGUUGUCUGUCGUGUUGUGUUUCCUUUUAUAACUAGGUUAUGUUGCGAUGAUGAUGGUAGUGGUGUUUAGUAUAAAAAUGUCUUUCAAGUACAAAUUUAAGGCACAGAAAAGCCCAAAACGAGGGAAUUAUGCUAAGCAUAAGGGCAUUAUUAU